Messenger RNA from Naegleria lovaniensis, 1149 nucleotides. RefSeq lists its product as uncharacterized. The coding region runs from base 1 to 1149 and encodes 382 amino acids. The transcript has a single exon. Lineage: Eukaryota; Heterolobosea; Eutetramitea; Acrasida; Naegleriidae. The record is from RefSeq and is a predicted model, not a curated record.
AUGAAUUUCUUCUAUAUGGACGAGAUGGGAAAUUUCACAACUUUCUUGGCAUGGGAUAAAUUCAAUGUGGUGAAAACAGUUCCUUUCGAUUCACGAUAUAUGUUUUUUGGUUCCUACUCGGAUGGUUAUUUAUUGCAAUACGACUCAUCGAAACCGUGGGUGAAUACUGAACUCGGUAAGAAUAGCUCAAAUCCGCUAUUACUCGCCACUGCAACUCCUCACAUUAUUCGACCCAGUUGUGUCUUGGUUCAUCCCAAUAAUGACCUAGUUUUAAUGAGCGGUGGUCCUGGCUAUGGAAAAACAGGUGGUGGUCUCCUUAUUUGGAGUCGAAAGAAAUACCAAGCCACAAUUUUAAAUCAUACACAACUCAUUGAAAAUCAUGCCACUCACAGUAUGGUUCUGCAUCCCAACAUGACCGAUGUGUUAAUUGCUGGAACCACCAUUGCACCUGGAUCGGGCGGCCAACAGUUGGCUACUCUUGCUCAACUCUACAUGUUGAAUUUGACCUCGAAUCAAAUUAUGUGGAAAAUGGCACCACUUCCAGGAGUUGCUUAUUAUUAUGAGCUCAUUGUGGCACCUCAAACCGGUUAUGUGUAUGGUAUGACCGACAAUGACAUCUUUUUCGUUUUUAAUCCCAAUACGAUGCAAGUCAUUCACAACAAAACAGUGGCACAUGCAUGUGUGAGUCAAGGCCCACAUCUCUUUGUGCCACAUGUCAAUGGAAAAGAAAUUUAUUUGACAUUAUCCACUGGAAUUUUUAGAAUUGAGCCUUAUAAUUUCACAUUGACAAUGGUCUUUACUUCCAAGUAUGCCAUGUGUGGAGGAGUGAUAAUGAAAAGUGGUUGGUUUUAUUUUAUAAGUAAUUCACACGUGUACGGAUUUCAGUUAUUCAAUGGAACAAAUGUCAAUCCAGUGCCUUCGUUGUCAGUUCAACCUCCCAAACCUUCGCCCAUUCCUUCUCGAUCUAUCACGCCAAAAGCAUCAGUGAGUUUAUGGAAGCCUCAAAUCUCGAGCAGUGUUUGGAAUCCAACAAAUAAUCGAACAGCAGUUUCAUUGGGCGUGUCAAUUUUUGAAAGAAAUAUUGUUGGGUUUUGUGGUGUGAUUGUGGUGCUGAUACUCAUGUUAUGCAAUUUAUCAAUCAACAUUUGA